This is a messenger RNA of Rattus rattus (black rat), 971 nucleotides long. Its product is annotated as serine/arginine repetitive matrix protein 3-like. The record is from RefSeq and is a predicted model, not a curated record. The transcript is spliced from 3 exons. NCBI's taxonomy places the organism in Eukaryota, Metazoa, Chordata, Mammalia, Rodentia, Muridae. The coding region runs from base 1 to 450 and encodes 149 amino acids.
AUGGUGCAGGCAGAUAUGGAGGAGAGCUCAGGAGUGCAAAGGCCAAAGCUGCAGGAGGGUGGGCGCCCGCGGUGCGCUCCCAAAACCAGGCACCAGGCGUCGCCGUCGCCCCUCGCAGCGCCAGGGCCCCGCCCCCGCCGCGGAGCUGGAGCCCGAGCCGGAGCCGGAGCCCUAGCCCAGUGCUGGAGGCGGCCGGACCGGGCCGGACAGAUUUCCUGCUCUCCUGUGGGGCUGCGGGCUGCGGGCUGCGGGCUACGGGCUGCGGGCUUCGGAAGAAGUCACCGGCGGCGUAGGGACCUCACUGCCCACGCGCGUCCCCACGACCCUCCCUCGCGCCGGCGGGGACAGCGGGCACCCCGAAGCGGAGCGGGGCGGGCAGGCGCCCGGGAGAUGCGGAGUCGCCGCGGCGGGGCGAUCGGCGCGACAGCACCGAUCCCUGGGAGACUAUAGCCCUCAUUUUCCCUCGGUGAGUACAUGAUUUUCUAAAAAUUGUUUCUGAUGUAUGAUUGGUUUAGCUUAAAACGCCUGGGAUUUAAUUGUUAUAUAAGGUUUAUCUUGUUGAGAAACAGGCCAUAUGGUCAGAGGGUGACAUGAGAAUUUAGUGCCUUAACUUGCUCAAUGGCUCACGUCACACUUCUCAGUAUUAUUAUUUUUUUUCUUUUUGCCUCCUGGCAUUUGAAAUAUAGCUCAGCCACUCAAUGUCCUGAGACGUAUUGUUAUGAGCCGUUCCCACAUGCUUUCCUUUCUCUGUCCUGUUGUUUCUUUUACAACCUUAUGUGGCACACAUUCAACACCCAUUAGUGUGCACAGCAGCACGUGACAGCCUGGUGGGGAUUCCUUCUCAUAAGUGGAUCGGCUGCCAUGGGGGAAACCGCUAAGAGGGUGCUUUACUGAGUGGCACUUUUGGUAAAGAUGCAUGAGUGUCAUGGAAUCUUGUACGCCGUCAGGGUUCCAGUAACAGCCAAAUUCUA